Dryobates pubescens (Downy woodpecker) is the source of this 1866-nucleotide messenger RNA. It is a transcript of the gene SLC25A10, whose product is annotated as solute carrier family 25 member 10. The record is from RefSeq and is a predicted model, not a curated record. The transcript has 11 exons. The coding region runs from base 39 to 899 and encodes 286 amino acids. Lineage: Eukaryota; Metazoa; Chordata; Aves; Piciformes; Picidae. Gene Ontology annotation, biological process: succinate transmembrane transport; oxaloacetate transport; malate transmembrane transport. Gene Ontology annotation, molecular function: antiporter activity; oxaloacetate transmembrane transporter activity; succinate transmembrane transporter activity. Gene Ontology annotation, cellular component: mitochondrial membrane.
GCGGGAGGAGGGGUGGGGCUUAGCGCAGAGCGGCACCGAUGGCGGAGCGGCGUGUGUCGCGCUGGUACUUCGGCGGCCUCGCGUCUAGCGGGGCCGCCUGCUGCACCCACCCGUUGGACCUGCUGAAGGUCCACCUGCAGACGCAGCAGGAGGUGAAGAUGAGGAUGAUGGGGAUGGCCAUGCACGUGAUUCGCACCGACGGCUUCCUGGCUCUCUACAACGGCCUCAGUGCCUCUCUGUGCCGGCAGAUGACCUACUCCUUGACUCGCUUUGGCAUCUAUGAGACUGCGAGGGACCGCCUGGGCCAUGGCACGCAGGGCCCUCCCCCCUUCUAUCAGAAAGUGCUGCUGGGUGCAGUGGGAGGCUUCACCGGUGGGUUCGUGGGGACCCCAGCAGACAUGGUGAACGUGAGGAUGCAGAAUGACAUGAAGCAGCCACCUGCCCUACGGCGCAACUAUUCCCAUGCCCUGGAUGGCAUGUACCGUGUCCUCCGGGAAGAGGGACUGAAGAAACUCUUCUCAGGAGCUACUGCUGCAUCCAGCCGGGGGGCCCUGGUCACUGUUGGGCAGCUCUCCUGUUAUGACCAGGCCAAGCAGCUGGUUCUUGCGACCGGAGUGCUGUCAGACAACAUCUUCACUCACUUCCUGGCCAGCUUCAUUGCUGGCGGAUGUGCCACUUUCCUGUGCCAGCCCCUUGAUGUGCUCAAGACCCGGCUUAUGAACUCCCAGGGCGAGUACCGGGGUAUUGCCCACUGUGCCAUGGAAACCGCCAAGCUUGGUCCUCUUGCCUUCUACAAGGGCUUUGUUCCUGCUGCCAUCCGUCUCGUUCCUCAGACCGUGCUCACCUUUCUCUUCCUGGAACAACUACGCAAAUAUUUUGGGAUCAAAGUGGUCACCUGAAUAGGAGAGAUGGGAUUCUGCCUUGCCCCAGAGGGGUGAGCGUGCAGGUCACCACUGAGAUGAUCCCAGAAUCCCUCUCCACUGUGUGGGGCCGGUGCCACUCCCCUGCCCCUCAUCCCCACUCCUGUGCCUUGCCAGUGCCUGUGGCCAGCCAGUCCAGACUCCACUCUCUCAUCCCAGUUCUCAGCAUCUCCUUUAUCUCUGGGAUGUUCUUUGGCCUCUUCUCCCCUCUGCACUGUUGGUUUGGGUUUUGGUUUAUUUUGCUCUUCUCACAGGCCACAAGUUCUGUCCUUACCCCUCUCAGCCCUGUCCCUUAUGUGCCUCCAGACUGCACUGUCCUGGGGGAACAGAGAGUCCAGCCUGGUCACAGGGCUGGGGAGGCCAGUGGCCGAUGAGCUCAGUGGGGCUGGUGUGCUUCCAGCCUCUCCUGCCAGCAGCAGGGCCCUGUCCUCCACUAGCGCCUCUGACUCACUGCAUUCUCUUCCUGACCCCAGCACAGCUUGGCCACCCCAAACCCAGCAGCAUUCCCAGACACCCUCUGACUCUGCUUGGCCAAAACUCACCAGCACCCACCGGUUGCUGGGCUCUUCAGGGAUUCUGCCUCAUACCAAUGAAGAUGGUGAACAGAGCCUAGGGGUGAGGGCCAGCUGCUUCAUUCCCCUGCCCUUGCCUGGGGCAAGGUUAGCAGCUGCCCAGCUGUCCCCUGGCUUCAGCCAGGGCCAGGCAGUACCUGCUCAAGGAUCCAUCACUCACUGACCCAGCCCGGGGUGGGGAUGUCCAUGCAGCCCUGUGGCCUCAUGCCUCUCCCCAGCCCUCUGUAGCACUCAGUGCCCCAUGUUCCUCCUCACCCUGCAGUGACCUGCAUGUGGGUGCUGUGGGCACCAGUCCCUCUGGCCUGUGCACCCUUGUGCAUGGGGGCCCUGAGGGAUCAAAGAACUGGAAUAUUUGUGACUUUAUUAAAGGGUGA